GAAUCAAGAGGUGGUGGAGACACACCAGUGUUGUGGAUACUAAGAUAGUUAGUCUAUUCGGCGCGCGGUGUGCGCAUGCCCAGUGCGGGGGGAGAGAGGCGGUUGUAAAAGUGAAGUUCAGGCUGUGCUGAUUAUUUGAAAGGAAAGCGGGACGAUGUUUGGUUUCCACAAGCCCAAAAUGUACCGGAGUCUGGAGGGUUGCUGUAUCUGCAGGGCCAAGUCAUCCAGCUCCCGCUUCACUGACAGCAAACGCUAUGAGAGAGACUUUCACAACUGCUUCGGAUUGAACGAAACCCGCUCUGGAGAAAUCUGCAACGCCUGUGUUCUUCUGGUCAAAAGAUGGAAAAAGCUUCCUGUAGGGUCCAAAAAGAACUGGAAUCAUGUAGUUGAUGUGCGAGCCGGACCAAAUCUGAAGACCACACUGAAGCCUAAAAAGGUGCAGUCCCUGACCGGCAGCAGAAUAAAAUGCAGUCAGAUCAGCAAACUCAAGAAGCGACUCAAACGGCAAAACUCGGACACUCAUAGUACCACCUCCAGCAUGUCCCCCGCACAAUCUCCCUCCUACAGCAACAACUCAGACGAUGGCUCCGACACAGACAUGGUCCCUGGUUCCACCAGAGUUCCAGUCUUCUCCUUCCUGGACCUCACUUACUGGAAAAGACAGAAAGUGUGCUGUGGCAUAAUUUACAAGGGUCGUUUCGGGGAGGUGCUGAUUGACCCCCAUCUCUUCAAACCUUGCUGCCCUGGCAAAAAGCUAGGAGGUAUAGAGAGCCAGGGGCAGCAGAGGCCAGUGUCUCCAACCGCCUCCAAAGACGAGGAAUGGUGAAACAGCUCAACCAUCGAGUGAGGAGAGGGGAGAGGAACAAUGUUGGGGUUCAAGGAAGCAGGGUCAUGUGGGGGGGAUAUGGACUUUGUCAACGGACAAGACUCCUGAAACCAGCUAACCUGCCGAAAGACUGUUCUCCUGGCUUGUUCUCUCCGUUAUCUGCAGUUUGAUGUGGCUGGCAAAGAACUCUGUAAAUGUUGUGUCAUUUUCUGAAGUUGCACCGUAUCAUUAAGUGAGAGCGAACCUUUCUGUAACGUGAUUUCCCCCGCCCCCCCACCCCACACACACACACACACACACACACUCUCCUCCUGCCCAUGCCCCAGGUUUUAAUUAACCUUGUUUUCCCUUUUUUUUGUUCCACAGAGUGAGUGAGCAAAAUGAGGGA
Callorhinchus milii (elephant shark) is the source of this 1214-nucleotide messenger RNA. It is a transcript of the gene sinhcaf, whose product is annotated as SIN3-HDAC complex associated factor. The coding region runs from base 155 to 826 and encodes 223 amino acids. The transcript has 7 exons. Lineage: Eukaryota; Metazoa; Chordata; Chondrichthyes; Chimaeriformes; Callorhinchidae. Gene Ontology annotation, biological process: negative regulation of cell migration. The record is from RefSeq and is a predicted model, not a curated record.